Molecule: messenger RNA, 225 nt
Organism: Cooperia oncophora
Lineage: Eukaryota; Metazoa; Nematoda; Chromadorea; Rhabditida; Trichostrongylidae
Source: the annotation of a GenBank genome assembly
AUGUUUUUCACAUCACUGUUCAUGGGUUCAGUGAGUAUGACAGGCCAGAUCGUUGAUGGUCCAUACGCUGGCUGGAAAAUCAUGGAGGGAACUCGCGAAGUGCUUCGUUUUGUUCCUGGCAUAGAAGAAGGAGCUGAAGUGUUGAACAAUGCUCGGAUAGACUUCGUUCUGGAAAAAAGGAGGAUCGAAGAGGUACUGGCAGCAGUUAUGCCGCUUGAGGUAUGA